AUGGCUCCCUCAGCGGCGCUGGUGGAGCUGCUCGCGGGCUGCCCCGUGGCCGCUGGCGCCUUCGGCGCUGCCGCCGCGGCGGUCCAGGCGGGAGGCACGGCGAAGCACCUUGCCGCCCUCGUCGCCGCCGCGGCGCGCGGAGCGGUGCAGGCAGGGAGCUGCACGACCGCGGUGGAGCUGGACGACGGCGCCAGCGGCGCGUGCACGCUCCUCAAGGACAUGGAGGAGGUCCUCCUGGCAGUGGGCAAGGCUGCAGGCCGCAGCGACAAGCCUGGCAUCUCUGAGGCCAAGCGCUUGCUGCGGGAUCGCGGGCCGCCGGGGGCCCGCCUGGCUGCUCGGCUCGGCCUGCUGAGCAGGGCCAGGAACGUGGCCGGACACCCCGGCGUCGCCCUGGCCGCGGACAUCCUGGGCGUCUUCGAGGCUACGCGCGGCAGCGACGGCGGGGAUGGCUCCUCCUCGGAUGGAUGCGGCGCCCCCCCUUCGGGAUCGGAGGAGGAGCAAGGACCGAAGUGCGUCCAGGCCCUCGGAGCCGAUGCGGGGCCCGAAGGGGUCAUAGGUGCUGGCUCGGGACUGGCUGCGAAGCGCGGCGAGCAGGAGGGCGGGCCCAAGGAGUGCGACGCUGAGCAGCACGACUGUGUCGAGCAGCGGGACGGAGUGUGCGGAAGGAUGGGCGAGCAGGGCUCGGCCGAGUUCUUCGACAUCGGGAGCGUAGGCGAUCCCUCCGAGGGCCUGCCUUUCGUCGAGGAGCCCGAGGUCGAGUCCCAGGAGGGCGCGAAGUCCGUGGAGGUCGACCUGGCGGCGCACGGCGCGAAGGCCUCGCAGGGAGUGGUAGAUUCGACCGUGGGCGCAGUGCAGGCUCAGGCGGGGACCGAGGCGCUCGGCGCCGCCAUGCUGGCGAGAGUUGCCUUCCAGCGCGGCGACAUCACCGAGGGCCUUCGGCUGCUGGAGGCGGCACAGGCGAAGCACCUGGAGAGCGUGCCCAGGCGCCCUGGCGAGUGCUCGGGGUGA
Prorocentrum cordatum is the source of this 1008-nucleotide messenger RNA. NCBI's taxonomy places the organism in Eukaryota, Dinophyceae, Prorocentrales, Prorocentraceae. The record is from the annotation of a GenBank genome assembly.